Paramuricea clavata is the source of this 905-nucleotide messenger RNA. NCBI's taxonomy places the organism in Eukaryota, Metazoa, Cnidaria, Anthozoa, Malacalcyonacea, Plexauridae. The record is from the annotation of a GenBank genome assembly.
AUGGUAUUGUGUGGACACGUGUAAUAUAUAGGAAGAGUAUUAUGUAUGUAAACUAAAUUCAUUUGAAACGAACUACAAGACUCUGUCUUUAUAUCACUGGCGACGAGGAUCGAGAAACACAAACGAAACAAAGAGGACUGGAAAAGUAAUUCGGUAUAGGUCAACACAUAGUACGAAGAAUUACAGCCGGACCCAGCGUGUAUUCAACGAUAUUAAUUAAUAAAACGGAAAUUAUUGACACUAUACGAUAAACGGAAAUUAUUGACACUUCAAACUUUACUCAGAUAUUUACCUCGUUUAUUGUGGCCACGAAAGGACCAAAGCUUAAAAUCCUCCCAUUUGAUCCACACGGAGACAGGUUAAACUUGGGCAAAGGUUGGGAGAGAUGGCUGGAAAGAUUUGAGCGAGAUCUCAAGUACAAUGUCUGUGAACACAACGAAGCAGAAAACAGCGAAACAGUACAAAUGGCAUUGCUGAUUUACGCAGGAAUACAAGUGGAGGAUAUCCAUGAUUCCCUGCCUUUCCCUACCAGGCCGUCGAGCGUUUCCAACGAACAGUGGACGGAGUAUCGAAAAUCGAAGGAAAAAUUAAACAAAUAUUUCCUCCCUCAAAAGUCAAAUGACUUUGCUUUAUUCGAGCUCAUGCGAGUGAAACCGGAAGAGGGCGAAAGGACUGGGAACUAUGCAGCAAGACUACGGAAAGCAGUCGAGAAAUGUGACUUUGCAAACUGGACGGCAGACAAAAUGAUAAAAUGUCUUAUCAUAAGCAACCUACAUGACGACCAGCUACGACUGAUAUGUUUGCAAAAAAAGCUGAGACUUGAUCAGCUACUGGAGAAAGCACGAAUGAGAGAAGAUGUCAUGGCCAUGAAUGAGGUCAUGCACAAAAAAGACGGGGAGAAAUAG